Pteronotus mesoamericanus is the source of this 3533-nucleotide messenger RNA. It is a transcript of the gene TNFAIP1, whose product is annotated as TNF alpha induced protein 1. The record is from RefSeq and is a predicted model, not a curated record. Gene Ontology annotation, biological process: negative regulation of Rho protein signal transduction; proteasome-mediated ubiquitin-dependent protein catabolic process; protein homooligomerization. NCBI's taxonomy places the organism in Eukaryota, Metazoa, Chordata, Mammalia, Chiroptera, Mormoopidae. The transcript has 7 exons. Gene Ontology annotation, cellular component: Cul3-RING ubiquitin ligase complex. Gene Ontology annotation, molecular function: protein binding; ubiquitin-protein transferase activity. The coding region runs from base 265 to 1215 and encodes 316 amino acids.
CCGCCCAGCUGGGCGGCAACUCGGGGCGGAGUCCGCGGUGGGAGGAUGUGAUUUCACAGCCCGGGAUUGCGGUCGGACAGGCGGCCAGAGUCUAGGGGCGGUAAAGUGUAGGCCUGCAACCCACCUGAAAGGAAAGGCAUCGCUGGGGACGCAUUGAGAGUAUGAGGCUCUCACCUCCACUGGCCACUCACUCGUGACCCUUCCACCACGGCGGAACCUUCCAAGCCCACCUCCUGCCGUGUGGUCAUCUACCUGAAGCGGGAGAUGUCGGGGGACACCUGUCUGUGCCCAGCCUCAGGGGCCAAGCCCAAGCUCAGCGGCUUCAAGGGAGGAAGCCUGGGCAACAAAUACGUCCAGCUCAAUGUGGGUGGUUCCCUGUAUUACACCACUGUGCGGGCGCUAACCCGGCACGACACCAUGCUCAAGGCCAUGUUCAGCGGGCGCAUGGAGGUGCUGACUGACAAAGAAGGCUGGAUCCUCAUAGACCGGUGUGGAAAGCACUUCGGCACCAUUUUGAAUUACCUCCGUGAUGACACCAUCACCCUCCCUCAGAGCCGUCAAGAAAUCAAGGAAUUGAUGGCUGAAGCGAAAUAUUACCUCAUUCAGGGGCUGGUGAACAUGUGCCAGACCGCCUUGCAGGACAAGAAGGACUCCUACCAGCCUGUGUGCAACAUCCCCGUCAUUACAUCCCUGAAGGAGGAGGAGAGGCUCAUCGAAUCUUCCACCAAGCCGGUGGUGAAGCUGCUGUACAACAGAAGCAACAACAAGUAUUCCUACACCAGCAACUCCGAUGACCACCUCCUGAAAAACAUCGAGCUGUUUGACAAGCUCUCCCUGCGCUUCAACGGUCGUGUGCUCUUCAUCAAGGACGUCAUCGGCGAUGAGAUCUGCUGCUGGUCGUUCUACGGCCAGGGUCGGAAGCUGGCAGAGGUGUGCUGCACCUCCAUUGUGUAUGCCACAGAGAAGAAGCAGACCAAGGUGGAAUUUCCAGAGGCCCGAAUCUAUGAGGAGACACUGAACGUCUUACUCUAUGAGACCCCCCGAGUCCCUGACAACUCCCUGUUAGAGGCCACAAGCCGUAGCCGCAGGCAGGCAUCCCCCAGUGAAGACGAGGAGACCUUUGAACUGCGGGACCGUGUCCGCCGCAUCCACGUCAAGCGCUACAGCACUUACGAUGACCGGCAGCUCGGCCACCAGUCUGCCCAUCGCGACUGACAAGACCCUCAGGGAGUCAGGGCAUGGGACACCCUACCUCCCUCCUGUGGAACCCUGCCCCAUUGGCCACCCCACACUGCUGCUGGCUGGGUCUCUGCUCCAGCGCCCACAGGCAUGACAGGCCCUGCCUGGGGGCCAGAGGGCUGAGUAGGGCAGGGACCCCGGCCCUCCGUCCUGCUCCCUGAGCACUUCAGGAUGACUGAGUCCUGGCCCCUUUGCUCAGUGACUCCCUGCCUGCCUGACAAGGAGCUGCUUCUGCCCCUGGGGUGAGUGGAUCAGUCCGCCCACCUCCUGCUGGGAAGAGCCCCCCCCCUCCCCCGCCCUUUGCUGCAUGCCCCUCUGCUCUACUGAAGGGCUACUUUAGGCCUCAGCUGGGGGCCACGGGGGAUGGGGUCAUUCUGUGGAGAAGGGGGCUGCCGGUGCUGUGGAGGCCCAGUUUCUUAGAACCCGGGGCUCCUCUUUUCCUAAGGUGUUGAAGCACAGGCUUGAUGUUUGUUUUUUUAACUAUCUAGGAAAUGAAUAGUUACAGGUUUAGUACUGAGGGGCCUGGGUACUCCUGCUACCCCUCCAGGAUGCCAAGACUUUAAAGCACUUUGUACAUUUGUUCAGGAGAGUUGUAUUUCUCCCUGACCCAUGUUUUAUUUUCCUGACCCUAAUCCCCUCAUCUCUGCAGAAUCAAUCUGAGGGAGGGGAUAGAAGAAGCAAUAAAAACACUGACCAGUUUCGGCUUUGCCAGGAGGCUGGCCAGGCAGGUGCCCAGAGCGCUGAAGGAUGUGGAAGUUGGGACCAUGGUCCUAAUAUCACUCCUGUGAGAAAGGACAUUUUACCCCAACCUCUUAGGGUCACAUAACUGACUCUGAUUCUCUUGCCCCCAGCUCCAAGGCAUGCUGCCCUUACUGGAAAGCCAAAGAGCCAUUUAGGGGGCAGGAGCAUGCGCCACAGCAGGAAGGCUGUGGAGCCCAUGGGCACUGGGCACAGUGCCCUGCAUUCUCAGCAGCCCCGUGCAGAGGUGACGUGCUUGGCCACAUACCCUCCCGCUCCCCACGCGUGCUGUCAGGUUUGUGUCCUUGCUGGGGAUGGUGGUUCUUUCCAGGGUGAGUUUCUAAACACAGGAUACUGUAAGCAGCCUAAGCCCCUUGAAAGGUUUCUUCAUUUCUUUCCUGUUGGAUAACUUGGCCAUGGCAAUGCCAAGCACCAGCUCUUGGGCAAGGAUGCGAGUUCCUCUUCAGGUCUUUGGUGUUCGUUCCCUUCUGUUUGGCUUGGCCCUUGGGAGGCUGCUUAUCUGAAUUCUUUUCCAAAGGAACGCCAUUGGGAAGGGAAUGUUCAGCCAGUCUAACAAAUAACAGGGCAGCACAGCCACUUAGCAGUGCUCGCUCACUCAGCAAAGGACACAGGUUAUCAAGGUCAUCUCUCAACUACUCUUACAGUAAGCCCCUACGUGGCUAUUCAUGGCUGACUCCACAGUCCAUGGGCAGAUGCCAGGCCAGGGUUAAUAUACACUCAACAAGGACCUGAAAUGACAUGAUGGGGUAAGAGAAAUGUGACUCUAAUCAGGUAUUUUACAUUUGUCACAGUCUUGAAUGUAUAAGGAGUUGCAGGUGAGGUGCCCUGGUGAGCAGCUAUGAACAGUUCUUCCCGCAUUCAGUGGAGUAACACGAUGAAGACAAAUCCAUUUCCUUGGCCAGAUUCUGGCUUUGGCUUUGUGCCUCUCACAGAGUCUGGAAUAGUCCCAAGACCAAUGGCCUAUUUCCUCAGCUGCCCUCCUGAAGCCCUUUAACACUCAAAGUCCCAGCGCCCCACUGAAGUAUUUUAAUGGUUAACCUUUGACCUUCACAACCCCUGUAGCCUCUUUACAGCUUUGACAUUCAGAUCCUCUGCUGUCUGUGACUAGCCUUUCUCAGAAAGCACAAUAGUCUGGGACUCUAGACACUUUCUCUGAUGGAAAACAUCUUCCUCUUAAAAAAAAUACUAACAUUGAGCUCAUUGAAAUAAUCUUUUUAAAUCAGACUUUGUGGUGUAAGGGCUUGGAGAAUGAGUUUCCCAGCCCCAUUCGAAAAGCAACUCUUGGUUGUAUGAAUUUUUCAACUCUAGCAGCCCAGGGAAAAAGUAAACAAAAAGUGUGGAUGAAGGUCAAACCUCAUCAGUGUCUCAGAAAACUGGAAGCCUGCUAUUAAGGACAUGUACCAGUGUUGGGUUUUAUUCAGUUUGUUAUCCAAUCAAGGUCUGCCUAAAGGAUGGCACAGGUGCUGGCAUGAGAGAACUUCUUUAGCUCAAAUUCUUUGUUGUUCAGCAUAGGUGAUGGAAACACUAAUUUCUAA